AUGGCAAGCAAACAGGAAAAGAUGCCAUCGUUGUGUCAUAGAGGAUGCAACGUUGGUCUAUUUCUCGGUACACGCUUUGGUGCCUAUAAAUUAAUUAGAAUUUUCGAACCUUUCUUUACCGUCUAUUGCUUCUUCUUCUUUCGUCUCCCUUCUUCUCGUACCUUCCCUUCCCAACGAAGUAAUAAGUUGUUGAACCCCACCCUUUUCCCCUCCCGAAACUCGUCUCGUCGCCUCCCUCCUAUUCCUAUUCCUAGGGCUAGGGUUUCGAGAUGCGCACCCCCAACCCCUCCUCGUCCUCGAGCGGCUACGGCUCGGUCCCUCGGCGAUCUCGUCUCCCGCUUCAAAUCGCAGGGCCACGCCCUCAUCUCAGCGCAGCGCCCAUGGGCGGAGCUUUUCAGCGGCCCCGCCGCGUUCUCCCCACCCAAAUCCGCCGCCGACGUUACCCGCCGCCUCAGCCGCAACCUCGUCUACUUCCGCGGCAACUACGCCAUCGCCUUCCUCCUCGUCCUCUUCGUCUCCUUCCUCUCCCACCCCGCCGCCAUGAUCGGCUUCGUCGGCCUCUGCGCCGCGUGGUUCUUCCUCUACUUCUCCCGCGACGGGCCCCUCGUCCUCUUCGGCCGAACCCUAGACGAUAGCGUCGUCUUCGGCGCCCUCUUCGCCGCCACCGUCGUCGCCCUCCUCUUCACCGACGUCGUGUGGAGCGUCGUCGGAUCCCUCCUCGUCGGAGCCGCCAUUGUCGGGCUCCACGCGGCGCUGAGGAACACCGACGACCUCUUCAUCGACGAGGACGAGGUCGCCCGAGGUGGAUUAAUCUCCGCCGUUUGAUGCGAUCCAGCUCCGGAUUAGGGUUAAGGUUACGGUUUCUUCUUCAUAUAUAAGAAAAGAUAAUUUGGAAUUUGGGGAUUUUGGUUUCAAUCGUUGUUGAUUCUUUUGUAUCUCUAUAUAAACAGUUAAUUUGGCUUGCUGUAUUACUACUGCUAUUUGUGAAUUUGGAUUCGGGGAAUAUUGUUUAACAGCUUUAUC
Molecule: messenger RNA, 1023 nt
Organism: Ananas comosus (pineapple)
Lineage: Eukaryota; Viridiplantae; Streptophyta; Magnoliopsida; Poales; Bromeliaceae
Product: PRA1 family protein E-like
Exons: 2
Coding region: 1-825 (274 amino acids)
Biological process (GO): vesicle-mediated transport
Cellular component (GO): endoplasmic reticulum; Golgi apparatus
Source: RefSeq, a predicted model, not a curated record